Oldenlandia corymbosa var. corymbosa is the source of this 1482-nucleotide messenger RNA. NCBI's taxonomy places the organism in Eukaryota, Viridiplantae, Streptophyta, Magnoliopsida, Gentianales, Rubiaceae. The record is from the annotation of a GenBank genome assembly.
AUGGUCAACAUGGUGCGAAACAGCAAUCUAGUUGCAUUGACAGACGGCGUAACGGAUACAGGCGCAGUAACUGCAGGUUUUGUCGCUGCAACAACCGCAAGUUCAGGUGCAGGUGCAACCACAUCAGGUUAUGUUACUGCAACAUCAGCAAGUUCUGUUGCAGGCACAACCACAACAAGUUUUGUCGCAGCAACAUCAGCAAAUUCAGAAGCAGGUGUUGCAACAGUUGCAGUUAUAGCAGAUCAAUUGCAUGAAAGUUUUGAGACAGAUUUAUCGUCAACAUCCGGGGGGCUACCUAGUGAUUUCGAUGCUGAGUUUGGCAAGUUUAGGGAAGGCCCGCAGGAACAGUCUGAGCACAUUCAACAACCGUUUGUCGAUGCAAAUGAACAGGUGUUGCAGCCAUUAAAUACAGUUUCGGCGAUUGAAUCAUUACCGAUUAUUGAAACUAUAGUUUUUACUGAGCAUUGCGAGCAUACUGAUUCUUUUUGUUUGUCUAAUGAUCCUGUUAUUGAUUGCAGGAAAUCUUGCGAGCAGGGGCAAGACCAAGUGGCAGUACCUGAUGCCAAUUUAUCUGUGACAGCUGAACCGACACAAUGCCAAGUUGCUGAUGUUCCAAAAGAAGCAAAAGCAGACCAACAGGUUGGAGUUUCUGAUGAUGGCUUCCAAAAUCAGCGGUGCAACAAUAGUGCCGAAUUGGUCAAUGAUGCAACAGAUUCUUUGCUGGUUAAGCAGAAGUUUAAAAAGGUCGAUGACAGUACCCAAUUAUGCAGCAUUGAUUUUGAAGGUGGCAACAACAAUUAUGCUUAUUUAGAUUAUGGUGGUGCUGUUGAAUGGAGGAUUCAUUUGGCUAAAGAUCGCGAGUUGCUGAAAUCCUUGAUUGGCCGAGAAAAGAACCGUUCUGCAAGAGCUCAGUCAAAGAUGCUUACAUCUUCCGUUAUGCGGCCUAGCAGAAUCAAGGCAUUUGGGGGCAAGGUGGUCGAUGCUAAGUCUAGCAAUGUGUCGUCUAAGAUUAAUAGCGAUGUAAUCCAAUGUAUGGCCGACCAAGAGGAAAAGUAUGUUGUUGAAGUGUCGACAAUUGAUGAUAAGGUCGACGGCGAUCAAGCAAGAUCUAUUGCAGAUGCUAGUAAGUCAUUUUCGAUUAAUGGAGCACUUGAAAGUAGUAGUGCCACAUCAAGCUCUCAGGUUCAGAAUGAUAGUGGGUGCCAGAAUAGUGGUUCUCCUGCACAUGAGGGUCAGUUCCAGCAAGUUCAUAAGGAUCGUCGCGGUAAUGUUGACUAUCAUACAUGGCGUCAACGCAGUACAAGAAGUUCUGGCAAAGCAGGUGAUUUUCGAAGGAGACGUGCAACAUCUGGGCAAAGUAGGCAUGCACCUCGCUUUAAUCAUUAUGUUCCUCAAUUUGCAUGGGUGCCGUACUACUUUGUUGUUCAGGCAGGUUGGUGCUUCGUCGAUGUUAGUGCCAUGCCAAACGCAUAUUAUUGGUGA